CGUCAACGAUCUCGUAGAGGUACGGGUAAGAAGCCUGUGCGGAAGAGUGCCGUUCCCUUUACACACAUGUCAACCGUAUAUGAGAGCCAUAAGAAGACAAUCUACGGCUGUGCCUUUAAUCCUUACUCGGAAAUACCUUAUUUUGCAACGGUCGGCGAUAAUCGGAUAACAGUCUAUCAAAUUCCAAGCGAUAAACCAUCAGUUACACUGCUGAGGAGUUAUCAAGAUCCAUCGAAGGAAGAAGCAUUUUUCGCAGUGUGUUGGGCAUAUGAUACAUUCAGUAAUGCUCAUGCCGUAGUGGCCGGUGGGAUGCUAGGCAUAAUUCGUGUGAUUGAUUUUAACAGUGGUGCAUUGAUUGCGAAUUUGAUCGGGCACGGCGAUGCGGUGAAUGAUGUGCGUGUAUGCCCGAAAGACUCGACAAUAAUUGCAUCGGCAAGUAAAGACUUUACGGCUCGUAUUUGGCAUAUCCGAAAUAGUGCUUGUUUAGCGAUUUUGGGUGGAGUCGAAGGACAUUUGGAUCAAGUCUUAUCUGUGGAUUUUGAUGUGACGUCGGAGUAUUUGGCAUCGGCGAGUAUGGAUCACACCGUUAAAUUAUGGUUUAUCGGUAAAGGAAGUGGUGUCGAUAAAAGAAUCGAACAAGCUGGAAGCGAUCUGAAGGUUUCAAUGAAAUUUGAAUGA
Anisakis simplex (herring worm) is the source of this 678-nucleotide messenger RNA. The record is from the annotation of a GenBank genome assembly. NCBI's taxonomy places the organism in Eukaryota, Metazoa, Nematoda, Chromadorea, Rhabditida, Anisakidae.